Molecule: messenger RNA, 1704 nt
Organism: Penicillium samsonianum
Lineage: Eukaryota; Fungi; Ascomycota; Eurotiomycetes; Eurotiales; Aspergillaceae
Product: MDR family MFS transporter
Exons: 2
Coding region: 1-1704 (567 amino acids)
Biological process (GO): transmembrane transport
Molecular function (GO): transmembrane transporter activity
Source: RefSeq, a predicted model, not a curated record
AUGAAGCUCCCCCUUGUUUCCACAAGCAACAAACCCGCCAAUGCACCAUCUACAGCAGAUCCCCCAGAUCCUCUGCAGACGCAACAAACUGAAAAGCAUACACCAACGCCAGUUGAUGAUUAUGGGAGUCUUAGCGAUCAGGAGGAACCCCAGUACCCCGGAAAGGCCAAGCUUAUCCUCAUCGCCCUUAGCUUGAGCCUCUGCAUGUUCCUUGUAGGGCUAGACAACACAAUUAUUUCCAGCGCUAUUCCCAAGAUCACCGAUGAUUUCCACGCGUUAGAAGAUGUUGGGUGGUACGCAAGUGCCUACAUGCUCACAGUGUGUGCCUUCCAGCUCAUCUGGGGGAAGCUCUUCACAUUCUACACCAUCAAAUGGGUCUACCUGGUCUCCCUGUUUAUAUUCGAACUGGGCUCGUUGAUCUGUGGUGUGGCGCCUACAUCUACUGCCCUGAUUGUGGGGCGUGCUAUUGCCGGAAUUGGCGGUGGUGGUGUCACGAACGGCUCAUUUUUGUUGAUCGCCCACUCGGUGCCACCACGCCGACGCCCUAUGUUGAUUGGAGCCCUCGGUGCUAUGUACGGAUUUUCGGCCAUUGCUGGUCCUUUGAUCGGGGGCGCCUUUACCAAUAGCGCUAAACUCACUUGGAGGUGGUGUUUCUACAUUAACCUUCCUCUUGGGUUUGUUGCCGGUCUUGUCAUUCUCUUCUGCGUUUCAUCUUUCAAAGGAAGUAAAGCGGGUAAACUUGGCUUCAUCAAUCAACUGAAGCAGAUGGAUAUUCUCGGUACCCUCUGUUUACUCCCUGGUAUCAUUUGCUUGCUUCUUGCCCUGCAAUGGGGUGGUACCAAAUAUCCAUGGAGCAAUGGUCGAAUCAUUGCCCUCUUUGUGUUAGCCUUCGUUAUUUUGAUCGUUUUCGGGAUUAUUCAGGUUCGGUCUGGUGAACUUGCGACCGUCCCAAAGCGAAUCUUCUGCAACCGCAACAUUUGGGGCUCAUCCUUGUUCGGCUCUUGCACCGUCGCUGCCUUUUUCGUUAUGCUAUAUUACAUUCCCAUUUGGUUCCAAGCCAUUAAGGGAGCCACCCCAAUCAAGUCCGGUGUCAUGAGUCUUCCUCUUGUCCUGAGCUACGUGAUAUUCUCGUUCGCGACGGGCGGACUUACUUCCGUGCUUGGGUAUUAUGUCCAAUGGGCCUAUAUGACAGUGGUCUUUAUGGCAAUCGGAACUGGUUUGCUCACCAUGUUAGAUGUCAACUCUGGCCACGAAGAAUGGAUCGGCUAUCAAGUGAUCCUUGGGGCGGGAGUUGGCUGUGGUCUACAGACGGCAUUCUCGGCACCCCAAACUGCGCUGUCAUUGGAGGAUAUCCCCAUCGGUACCGCUGUUGUCAUAUUCACAGAAAAUCUCGCUAGUGCGGUCUUCGUCUCGGUUGCGCAGAACGUGUUCACGAACCAGCUCAGGACUAACCUGGCCCAAUACGCUCCGGAUGUUGAUGCCACUGCAAUUGUCGCGGCCGGUGCGACUGAAUUCAAGACUCGAGUGCCCAAAGAUCUCUAUGACGCUGUGCUGUUUGCUUACAACAAGGCUCUGGCUCAGACAUUCUAUGUCGGCGUCGCCCUCUCUUGCUUUGGCAUUCUCGGUUUAUUCGGGCUGGAAUGGCUCUCUGUUAAAGGGAAGAAGAUUGAUGAUACUUCUAAUGAUACCCCUAUUACCCCUUGA